AUGCCCGCACAUCCACACACAACUUCAACCACAACCGCCCCGGCUCCGGCUACGGGUACGGGCACAGACAUCAAUAAGACGAGCCACGGAACACGGGAAACCGGGUUCCCCGAGCCACUAUCGUUGGAACGCAACACCACCCUCCCGCACCAAGAGGCGCAGACGGCACCGCACGAAGAGCUCGACACGGCGGUGAUAACAGGGAAGCACCACCGGCACCGGCCGCACGUGCGGCACCACCACAACAGGGAGAAGGCGGAGCGCGCGCAGGCGGAGAUGUAUUCGGGGCUGCGGGUGGAGGAGAAUGUUGAUGCCGAGGGCAAAGGGAAGGGCGUGGUGAAGAGGGUGUUGGGGAGGUUGAGUUGUGGGGCGAUAUAG
This is a messenger RNA of Morchella importuna, 378 nucleotides long. RefSeq lists its product as uncharacterized. The coding region runs from base 1 to 378 and encodes 125 amino acids. The record is from RefSeq and is a predicted model, not a curated record. The transcript has 2 exons. Lineage: Eukaryota; Fungi; Ascomycota; Pezizomycetes; Pezizales; Morchellaceae.